This is a messenger RNA of Exophiala viscosa, 789 nucleotides long. RefSeq lists its product as uncharacterized. Lineage: Eukaryota; Fungi; Ascomycota; Eurotiomycetes; Chaetothyriales; Herpotrichiellaceae. The coding region runs from base 1 to 789 and encodes 262 amino acids. The transcript has a single exon. The record is from RefSeq and is a predicted model, not a curated record.
AUGUCAUCCCACACCGAUGUAUUCGAAGAUACCAUGGCAGACACCACGCCAACCCACCGCGACCUACGCUCCCAGAAGCAUACUCUUAACCGCGAAGCCAAAAAGUCCGCAAAGUACUACCGCUAUCGCGCAGUGGACCCGAACUGGAUCGGUCAACAAUACUACGACCUGCACCCAGAAGUUUGGAACACCAUUGAUGGUGUGGAACACGUCUUCUGGCCAAUGCGAGACCCGCUGCUCAGCAGGCCUGAGGACUUGAUUGUGUCGACAUGGACGAAAAGAGAUAUGUGGUAUGAUAGAGAGAGAGGCAUUCGGGCUGUUCGGUGGCGCGUUGGCAGGCGGUCUCGGGACAAACACUGCCAAGCGUACAUUCAGAAGAAGCUGCAGCGCGAUCCGAAGACGAGGAGCAGGGCGUCUGAGUUUGCUCGUGAAGGGGCAGACGUCGAAAGCGUGGAUACCUGUCACUCUGCAUCUUCAAACGUCUCUAUCUCUUCGGAUGAUGGGCUUGACCAGGGUUGGGAUGAUGACUACAUGGUUGACUGGGAUGGCAACAGGAUCUUCUGUCAUAUCAAAGAUAUCGGGUGUGAGACUGCGACUGCCGACUUGGAUGGGGAGGUUGCAUUGUCGUUCGUUGGUGACGGAGCACUCGAAUUGACAGGCGACAUGGAGGAAGACGCUGGGUUCAGCAUCAUUUCAGAGCGUGACUUUGAUGUUAUGUCUUUGUCCUCUCACGGUGACGAGGUUGACUUUGGACUCAUCUGGAAUGAAGACGGUGAGCUUCAAAUGUAG